AUUUCAGACCUGGAAACAGUUAUGGAUAGCAUCCAAAACCUUCGCCAGCAGCUGGUCAGAAAGAAAGAAAAUAUCAUCAAGUCCAUUUAUUUGCACAAAGGCUUUGUAUCGGCUCUCUGGUGCUUGCCAACCGAAGUCCUAUCUCAAAAUUUUCACCACUGUUUACCGAAAAUUCAAGAAUUCAGUCAAUUGAAUACGCCGUCAGUAUCAGAAGCGCCCCUGUUGUUGACUGCAGUAUGUCGGCGAUGGAGGGAAGUUGCUGUGGCCAUGCCCAGUUUAUGGUGUAGACUCGCUUUGUCAGUUGAUCGCCAAGGCCAGUGGGAGUGGCAGAUAUUCCACUACAAGUCAUGGCUCAAGCGAUCACGAGGAUGCCCGCUUUCAUUAGAACUC
Molecule: messenger RNA, 390 nt
Organism: Suillus subalutaceus
Lineage: Eukaryota; Fungi; Basidiomycota; Agaricomycetes; Boletales; Suillaceae
Exons: 1
Source: RefSeq, a predicted model, not a curated record